AUUACCUGUUUCAGUUGCAGACUUCCAGGUCUUCGAACUAUCUUUCUCGAUUCUUCCUUUCUCUUCACCAUGGUACUCGAGGCGACAAUGAUCUGUAUUGAUAACUCGGAGUGGAUGCGAAAUGGAGAUUACGCUCCUUCUAGGUUUCAAGCUCAAGCCGACGCUGUUAAUCUUAUUUGCGGAGCUAAAACGCAGUCUAAUCCGGAGAAUACGGUCGGAAUUCUAACAAUGGCAGGGAAAGGGGUUCGUGUCUUGGUUACUCCAACCAGCGACCUUGGCAAGAUCUUAGCUUGCAUGCAUGGCUUAGAAAUAGGUGGUGAGAUGAACCUUGCAGCUGGGAUCCAGGUGGCUCAGUUGGCUCUUAAGCAUCGCCAAAAUAAAAAGCAGCAACAAAGAAUUAUUGUCUUCGCUGGAAGUCCUGUCAAACAUGACAAGAAGUUAUUGGAGAUGAUAGGAAGGAAGUUGAAAAAGAAUAGUGUAGCACUUGAUAUUGUCAAUUUUGGUGAAGAUGAUGGAAAAACAGAGAAGUUGGAAGCACUUCUGGCUGCUGUAAAUAAUAAUGAAACCAGCCACAUUGUUCAUAUUCCUACCGGUGCUAGUGCUCUUUCCGAUGUGCUUAUAAGUACUCCCAUCUUCACUGGGGAUGGAGAAGGUGGAAGUGGUUUUGCAGCAGCCGCAGCUGCAGCGGCUGCUGGGGGUGUGUCUGGUUUUGAGUUUGGUGUGGAUCCGAACUUAGAUCCUGAACUAGCCCUUGCUCUUAGAGUUUCAAUGGAAGAGGAGAGGGCCAGGCAAGAGGCUGCUGCUAAAAAGGCUGCAGAGGAGGCUGCUAAACAGGAAAAGGGAGGUGAACAGCAGUCUAGUUCACAGGAUGCAACCAUGACGGAACAAACCAGUGCUGCAACUUCCGAAGCGGACAAGAGAAAUGAUUUAACAGAUGAGGAGAAUGCUCUACUACAACAAGCCCUUGCAAUGUCCAUGGAUGACCCUUCCUCUAGCCCGGAAUUACGGGACGCUGAUAUGUCAGAUGCAGCUGCAGAUGAUCCAGAGCUGGCACUAGCUCUUCAACUAUCUGUGCAGGACAGCACAAAAGAUUCAAGUCAGGAGGAUGUGAGUAAGUUGUUGUCUGACCAGUCCUUUGUAUCCUCCAUUCUUUCCUCGCUUCCAGGGGUAGAUCCAAAUGAUCCUUCAGUUAAGGAGCUGCUUGCUUCAAUGCAAAGCCAGUCAGAGUCCCAGCAGAAGCAGAAUGAAGACAAGGCAUCCAAGGAGGAAGAGAAGUGACAAGUCUCCAGCAUCGCUUUUCCUAUUGUCAGGUUCUGAUUAUGGGACAAGCUCCUUUCAGUGGACCAGUGGCUAUGAAUGAAUGACAUACGGAUGAUGUUUAUUUAUUUUCUCUGAAAGGGUUUGGAAUAUAUUAUGGAUAAAAAAAUCACAAUAUUGUAAUGUAUUCCAUCGAUGUUUCUAACUGGUUAUACGGUCUUGAAAUUGAGCUUUGUCGCUGAUUUUAUUUGGGCAGUGUUAUAUAUUGUGGAUAAUGAUUCUGUUCCUGUAAUAGUGCAAGAUUAGAGUAAUGAUCUAGUUCCUGUUAAUUCUCAUUUA
Molecule: messenger RNA, 1596 nt
Organism: Rubroshorea leprosula
Lineage: Eukaryota; Viridiplantae; Streptophyta; Magnoliopsida; Malvales; Dipterocarpaceae
Source: the annotation of a GenBank genome assembly